Molecule: messenger RNA, 1912 nt
Organism: Danio aesculapii
Lineage: Eukaryota; Metazoa; Chordata; Actinopteri; Cypriniformes; Danionidae
Gene: bfsp2
Product: beaded filament structural protein 2, phakinin
Exons: 7
Coding region: 363-1679 (438 amino acids)
Biological process (GO): intermediate filament organization
Cellular component (GO): intermediate filament
Molecular function (GO): structural molecule activity
Source: RefSeq, a predicted model, not a curated record
CCGCAUGCAGACAAAUGCUCUGUUGAGUCAUUAUGAUGAUAGUUCAGCCUCCCCACCAAAAGUUAUUGUCAAACAUACUGAGAGGGGGUCCUGGAUUGGUCUAUAGAGCUUUCCUGAGAAGACUACUAUGCUGAGGCAGCCGAAAACAGCCUAGCUGUGAUGAACAAAGAGCAUCACCAGCAUCACUUUCACAAUAGUACCAAAACAAAGAAGCUGCUUUCCAGAAGGCCAGGCCCCCAUAAAGAGGCUUCGCUGCCCGCUGUUGCCGUUUAGCUGAGAGGAGCUCAGUGGACAUUCACUUGCGUUGUGGUCAUGUCUAUGGACUAAUUGUGGCCUGUCACUUCAAAAACAUCAGGACAGGAAUGCCUCUUCCAAGACGCCGAUCCUCCUUCCUGGGCCAGGGUGCAGCGGAGCGCCCUGGCAGCGUGGGACGCAUGAGCGCGGCUGCCACCUCUGCGCCUCGGGGAGUUUUCGUAGGCAAUGCUCCCACCGGUGGAAGCAGUAGCCUGGGCACACGAGUGUCCCGCAGGGCUCUGGGCAUCAGCAGCGUGUUUCUGCAGGGUCUCAGAAGCUCGAGCGCUCCUGUGGUGGCUCAGCCCGGAGAGCAAGGCCAUCCGUUCGGUGUGGACAGCCUGAACACAUGCCUGCUGGAGUACAGAGAUAAAGUCCAUGCUCUGGAGCAGCUCAACAAGCAGCUAGAGGAACAGAUCAGGCACUGCUUGGAUCGUAAAGCCGUCAGUGCCGGGACAUGGACCGGCCUGAAACAAGACUGGGAGGAUGUUUAUAUACAGGUCAGUGAAGCUAUUCUGGACAACGCUAGACUCAUGCUCCAGACUGAGAAUAUUCAGGCCAAUGCAGAGGACUUUAAAGAGAGAUAUGAGAACGAGCAGCCUUUCCGUAAAGCAGUGGAGGAGGAAAUCAACUCUCUGUACAAAGUCAUCGAUGAUGCAAACCUGACCAGGAUGGACCUGGAGAAUGAGAUUGAGAGCAUGAAGACUGAGCUGAUAAAUGUGGAGCAGAGUCACAUGGAGGAUGUUAAAGUGCUCUAUAAGCAGAUGUCCGGUCGUGAGGUUGAUGAGCCGGACGCUCCUACUGAGACCAGCCUGGACCAGAUUCUGUCCUUCAUUCGCUCUCACUGGGAGAGAGUGGUGGAGAAGAACCGUGCAGAGACUGAUGCCUACCUUGAGUGCAAGCAGGCUGAGAGUUUGAACAGUAAGCUGAGUCGAGAGGAAGAGGAGCUGGAGUGUCUGAAGACGGAGUGUAAUGACGCCGGCUGCAAGAUCCAGAAUCUGCAGGCCGAGACUGAAUCGAUCAGAGCCCUGAAACGAGGCCUGGAAAACGCCCUCAAUGACGCCAAACACUGGCACGACAUCGAGCUCCAGAAUCUGGGCUCUGUUAUCGGAAAGCUGGAGGCCGAGCUCACGGACAUCCGCGGGGACAUCGAGCAGCAGCGCCGCGACUAUGAAACCCUGCUCAACAAUAAGAUGAAGCUGGAGAUGGAGAUCGGAACGUAUCACGGCAUCCUGGAUGGAGAGGAGAGCAGAUUCUACACCUCCACAUUCCCUGCUGGUUCUUCAGUACCCGAGGGACCAACUGAUCCCACACCUUCCACAUCUGGACAACAGAGCUGUGCACAGACUGACGGUACACUUUCAACCGAAUAUUAUAACACAGAAUAACUGUAAAAUGAUCAGAUUGUUUUGUGAAUUUUAGGUUUAGCAUUAAUAGUGACAGUGUGUUGUAGGAUAUAUGCAGUGAGGUUUAAAAAUGAGUUUUGAUGUUCUCUGUUAGGAUCUAGUGCUCCUGAGGCUCCCGAAGAAAAAAAUGAAUUUUGAGUUUCAUUUGUUUCUCCUUACUUGUAAUUUACAUUUACUACAUGAUUUCUGUGCAGGUAAAAGAAAUACAAAUAAAA